This is a messenger RNA of Coccinella septempunctata (seven-spotted ladybird), 1914 nucleotides long. RefSeq lists its product as uncharacterized. Lineage: Eukaryota; Metazoa; Arthropoda; Insecta; Coleoptera; Coccinellidae. The record is from RefSeq and is a predicted model, not a curated record. The transcript is spliced from 5 exons. The coding region runs from base 1 to 1914 and encodes 637 amino acids.
AUGUCCACCUGGAAACCUGACGAAAUCAAUGUAAUUCAUAGUUACCUACAGAAUAAAAGUGGACCAAUAAGAGCAGAAGACCACAAAGCCAUUAAUGAGAGAUUACCAGGUCGUUCCAUACCAGCAAUUGAGAAGAAAUGUUUGGAGCUGAAGCACAAUCCUAACCUCCCUAACCGUACGAACAAAUGGACAAGUGAAGAGAUAAACAGACUAAUCAGCGAAUAUGCCGCAAGACCCGAGGCCCAAAUAUCAGCCGGUAUCGACCGUAUCGCCGCCUUUUUUCCCGGUAGGACGAAGAAGGCAAUUGCAACAAAGCUCCGAGAAAACCACCCCCAAAUAUACUAUAGGACGACAACCCAGGUCCCCCCCCAGAAUACAAACACAGCCCAACCCCAGAAUACAAACACAGCCCAAGCUGAAAGCCCAGUCGUAACACAGCGUAGGUCACAAAUAUCUCCAGAAAGAACUCCUCAACCAACCAGCCGAGUACACCCACCUGAGGAAGGAGAUCAACAUAGCCCCGAACACACGAUCCAAUUGAUCCAAAUCAAUGAAGACGAGCUGAAAACCUGCCCUCCAGACUAUAAAAUUACCGAGGAUAAGAUCAAACUCUUGAACAACAGUGUAGACAACGCAAAGAAGAUCCUUAACUGGAAGGGAGGUAAUUUUGGACGCUCCCUCACUGAAGAAGCGCGUCGAAUAAAGAAGGCCAAGAUGACCACGAGAGAAUACAUAACAAUGCUCGAAGAGAGGACGGCACUUCUGCAACAAAAACUUGACAAGCUCAAAUCAAGACACCGAAAACAUGAGAGCACAACUAACACCCCAGCCCUCGACAGAUGGAUAGCGAAACUCCAGAGAGAGACAGCAUCACACAGGUAUCAAGACCAACUACAGGAAUCCCGGAUAAACGAGCAGACCAUGCAGGUACUGGCCAAAACAGCUCCAUGGAAAGCUCCAGGUGAGGAUGGCAUUCCAGCAUAUCUUUACAAGACGUUUCCAGCAGCAAAGUCCUACCUUCAGAGGUUUAUAUACACCACAAUAACAGGUGAACAUAAAAUGGCAGAACCUGACUGUAGGGCUGAAGUUGUCUUGAUUUAUAAAAAAGGAGAUAACAAAGACCCGGAAAACUACAGACCAAUAGCGUUACUGAACACCGAUUAUAAAAUACUAACUGGGGGAAUGUUGAUCGAUAAGGCCAUAACCCAGAGAGCAAGACAAAAUAGAGCUAAGCACUACUCUGCGUGGUACAACUUUAAGAAGGCAUUUGACACCAUAAGCCACCGUCACUUGAAGAGGAUGAUCAGCGUGUUACCACUCCACAAAAAUAUCAAGCGCCUCCUCAAAAUAGUAAUGGAGCUCUGGACCCUCCGAGUGAGAGUCGGAAAGGGAAAGACUGCUCCCAUCUACAUAAAAAGGGGCUUAUACCAGGGCGAUUCACUAAGCCCCCUGCUGUUCAUACUGCUGACUGCAUGUAUUAUAGAACACUUGAAAACAAGUCCACAAAUCAUCAAGAACACCAGAGGACAAUUUGACAUACUAGCAUUCAUGGACGACAUAAAAUGCCAUAUCCGUGAAGGGUACAAAUACCUUGGACUAGAGCAACUGGAACGAGACUCUGCAAGAAACUACGAUACCACAGAAGAAAAGAUCAUAAAAGAAACAGAGAAGAUAUUUCGCUCCCCACUCACGGUACCGCAGAAGGUUCACCUCUUCAAUACGACCACAGUACCAAGUGCCAUCUAUGUACUCGGUAACAUCUACCCCGACGAAAAGAGUAGUACAACACUGAAAAAGUGUAGAGAUCUGGAUAAGGCCAUAAGGAAGAUCUUAACUAUUGAAAAUCAUAAGGGUAGAACAACAUCAAAUGCCCAUGUCUAUCUGCCAAUCACUAGGGGAGAUAUAUGGGUCUGA